Triplophysa dalaica is the source of this 1163-nucleotide messenger RNA. It is a transcript of the gene tp53rk, whose product is annotated as TP53 regulating kinase. The coding region runs from base 179 to 892 and encodes 237 amino acids. The transcript is spliced from 2 exons. Gene Ontology annotation, biological process: protein phosphorylation. The record is from RefSeq and is a predicted model, not a curated record. Gene Ontology annotation, molecular function: ATP binding; protein serine/threonine kinase activity. Gene Ontology annotation, cellular component: EKC/KEOPS complex; cytosol; nucleus. NCBI's taxonomy places the organism in Eukaryota, Metazoa, Chordata, Actinopteri, Cypriniformes, Nemacheilidae.
ACAAAAAGAAUAAGAAUUGGUCGGCGAUAGGUUAGCCGAUUUUUUUGGUUUAUUCUUACGAAAUACAUCACGGUACUAACAAGGAAUAGGACAGACAGGUUUGGAAAAAAGAGUGUCUUUGAUCCGAAUAAGCGAAGAGAGCAGUCACUAGGGAACACACAGGAAGUGUGCUCGAAACAUGGCAGAGACAGACGUUCUACGAAAACAGGUCCCUUCGUAUCUAGCUGAGGCACAGAUGAUUAAACAGGGCGCUGAAGCCCGCGUGUAUCGUGGUAGGUUUUUAGGACGGUCCGUCAUUAUUAAAGAGAGAUUCCCAAAGUUAUAUCGCCACCCUUCAGUCGAUGAGAAAUUGACACGCCGCCGAACCGCGCAAGAAGUGCGAUCUAUACUUCGAUGCAGGAGAGCAGGUAUCAACGCACCUGUUGUGUAUUUUGUCGACUACAAUAACCAUUGCAUAUUCCUGGAAGAUAUUGUUCACUCAGUAUCAGUAAGAGAUUACAUUGUACCAGUUCAAGCAACAGUACAAGGCACAGAGCAUCUUCAAACUCUGGCUGAGAAGAUUGGUGAAAUCCUGGCUCAGAUGCAUGAUGAAGAUGUUAUACAUGGUGACCUCACAACAUCCAACAUGCUUCUGCUCUCUAAAGCCGAGCACAAAAACAUCAACCUGGUUUUGAUUGACUUUGGAUUGAGUUACAUCUCUGCACUGACUGAAGACAAAGGAGUUGACUUGUAUGUGUUAGAGAAAGCUUUUCUUAGCACUCAUCCCAACACAGAGGCUAUAUUUGAGAGACUAUUAAAAAGUUACACUUCUUCUUCUAAAAAGGCCCCUGCUGUCAUUAAGAAACUGGAUGAGGUUCGAUUGAGAGGACGGAAGAGGUCUAUGGUUGGCUAACAGUGCACCUAAUGUUUUGCAGAAUAAAGUCAUCAGGAAUUUGGAAUCGAAAGCAUACAAUGAUGUUUGAAGAUAAGAAUAUCAUCCAGUAAAUUAAUGUUUUUUUUUCAACAUAGACACCAAUAAUUGUUGUUACAUAAUAUAAUCAGUUGUAUGAAUUUAUUUUUGAUAAAACUUAUGUACUCCUAUUUUAAAUGUAGUUUUCAAUGCUGUAGUGGAAAAUGUUGCAUUCAGAAAAAGAUUAACAAUAAAUACACAUUAUAUAGAGAAA